Lactuca saligna is the source of this 915-nucleotide messenger RNA. The record is from the annotation of a GenBank genome assembly. Lineage: Eukaryota; Viridiplantae; Streptophyta; Magnoliopsida; Asterales; Asteraceae.
AUGCAAACAGCGCGAAUACAAAUACGCAUUGCCCCAUUUCGAAAUCCAUAUACAGAGAUCAUUCAAACUUCCAUUCCAAUGUCGAUCCACGACUUCUCAUCAUCUACCCCAGUGGUUGUCACAAGAAUUGUGAACGCCGAUAACCUUGAACACGAGUUUGGUAUAAUUUCAUCUAUCGUCGACGAUUACCUUUUCGUUUCAUGGGAGACGGCGUUUUCCGGCGUCAUUUUACGUUCAGAAGGCGAUAACGACGGCAGCUUCCGUCACGAGAAUAGUUCCCAACUCUACGACCAACUGAAAAGGACUGUCGAGGCUUAUAAACCUAUUCAGUUAGGCCUCACCCUCGCCGAUGCCGACGGGAACCUCCCUCAUCUGGACAGCGGAAAUCUUUAUGUCUGGGAAUUCAACUUGAAGGAUUUUGAUCCGGCGCGUGACCUACACACCGCAGAGUGUAUCGAAUCCUUGAAAGGAAAAGGCGUCGAUUUUGAGAAGAAUCGUGACUACGGGAUAGAUUCCGUGAAAUUCGCUGAGCUACUGAUGUCAUCUGGGUUGGUCUGUAACCCCGAGGUGGUGACCUCGGUGGCGUUUCACAGUGCUUAUGAUUUCGGCUACUUGUUGAAGAUGCUCACCGGUAAAGCUUUGCCGGAUGAUUUGCCCCAAUUUCUGCUUCUUUUGGAGACCUUCUUUGGGCCUAAUGUGUAUGAUGUUAAGCAUCUGAUGAAGCACUGCGAAGGUCUUCAUGGUGGAUUGGAGCAGGUGGCUAAGACGCUCAAGGUGGAACCGGCGGCCGGAAAGUUUCACCUCGCCGGGGAAAAUAGCUUGCUGACAUGGAACAUCUUUCAGAAGAUCAAGGAUCUUUGCGGUGGUGAAGUCGAGAAGUAUAGUGGCGUUAUCUAUGGAUUAGAGCCUUUCUGA